Molecule: messenger RNA, 6683 nt
Organism: Rhipicephalus sanguineus (brown dog tick)
Lineage: Eukaryota; Metazoa; Arthropoda; Arachnida; Ixodida; Ixodidae
Gene: lute
Product: BTB/POZ domain-containing protein 6-B-like
Biological process (GO): neurogenesis
Cellular component (GO): cytosol
Molecular function (GO): protein binding
Source: RefSeq, a predicted model, not a curated record
GAUAAACAACAAAAAGAAACAACACAGCGAUAACAGCCGCAACAACGCAAAGGCCGCGAGAGGAGGAGGCCUCCGCAGCCGUGCGCAGGGCAAAAAAGAAAACCAAAACCAGCUCGACAACACCGCCGCUCUAGCCCGCUCCCCUUCUUCUCUAGACGUCGAAGUCUCGGGCAUCGGGACGUUUCCCAUGGAUCUACUACGUUAUCGCUGAAGACGUGUGGUGUCCUACAACGACGCGAAGGAAGGAAUCGCGUCGUGGUCUCGCCGAGAAAUGUCGGCAAGGGCGACGCGACGACGCGAAGAGUCCAACAACAGCGUCACGACGGCAAAGCAGUGGACCUUCCACGGCCAGCAGCUGGGUGGUGGGGGCGGCGCACAGUCACCCACCAGCCCCACGCUGCCGCCGCAGCAGCCUCCGCAGCAGUCGGUCUCUCCGCCUCCGUACUCGGUGUCCCCGCCGCCCGCCUACCUGCAGUGCCCUAGCCCGCCGCCGGGACCGCUGCGGUCUCCUGGCGGCUCCAGCAAUGGAUCCGCAUCAUCGUCUUCUGCGUGUGGCGGAGCGAUUGGAGACUCGCUGAGCGCGCCGCUCCGGCUCGGACCCGGCCAGACCCGGGACCCCAACUGGCAGGCAUCGCGGGCGAGUGUGCGGGAGCGCAACGCAGCCAUGUUUCGCAACGAACUCAUGAGCGACGUGCGCUUUCUGGUCGGGCCCAAGGGGCCGCAGCAGCAGGUGGUGCCGGCCCACCGGUACGUCCUCGCCACGGGGAGCUCGGUGUUCCACGCCAUGUUCUACGGCGGACUAGCUGCACCGCCUGGUCAGGAUAUUGAAAUACCUGACGUGGAGCCGGCUGCCUUCCUCGUACUCCUCAGGUACCUCUACUGCGAUGACAUCACGCUAGAGGCAGACACCGUGCUUGCCACACUGUACGCGGCCAAAAAGUAUUUGGUCCCCCACCUUGCUAGGGCCUGCGUUGCCUACUUGGAGACCAGCCUGACCGCUCGAAAUGCCUGCGUCCUUCUCAGUCAGAGCCGCCUUUUCGAAGAACCAGUGCUGGCCCAACGCUGUUGGGAGAUCAUCGACGCCCAGGCGGCCCUCGCCCUCUCUUCCGACGGCUUUCCCGAUGUCGAUCGACCCACGCUGGAGGCCGUGCUGUCGCGUGAAUCGCUGAACACUCGCGAGGCAGUCAUCUUUGAUGCGGCCCUCGCCUGGGCCGGUGCAGAGUGCAGUCGGCGUGGCAUAGAACCGACCCCUGAGAACCGGCGCGAAUGCCUAGGGGAAGCGCUGUACCUCGUCCGCUUCCCUUCCAUGUCCCUUCAAGAGUUUGCUGACGGCGCGGCUCAGUCCGGCGUCCUGACUCUCCGCGAAACCGCCGACAUGUUCCUGCACUUCGCGGCGAGCCGCAAGCCUGCCGUGCCGUUCCCGAUCCAGCCACGUCUUGGCCUGCCGACACGCGUCUGCCGCCGGUUCCAGUCGUGUGCCUAUCGCAGCAACCAGUGGCGCUACCGGGGCCGGUGCGACAGCGUCCAGUUCUGCGCAGACCAGCGCAUUUUCCUGGCCGGGUUCGGCCUGUACGGCUCGAGCAGUGGCGCGUGCGAAUACCGCUCGCGCAUCGAGCUCAAGCGGGGUGGCAAGGCGCUGGCGCAGUGCGACACCCGCUUCCACUCAGACGGGUCCAGCAGCACCUUUCGGGUGUACUUCGACCACCCAGUCCAGAUCGAGGCCGACACCUACUACACCGCCUCGGCCGUGCUGGAGGGCUCGGAGCUCAGCUACUUUGGCCAGGAGGGCAUGAGCGAGGUGUCAGUGGGCAGCGUCACGUUCCAGUUCCAGAGCUCCUCGGACUCGACCAACGGCACGGGAGUCCAGGGCGGGCAGAUCCCCGAGCUUGUUUUCUACGGGGCGGCCAAUCCGCCGGAACACGGCUCGUAGCUACGCCGGUGGUGGUGUUCAUGGUGCGCGAGGUCGACGAGCGACUCUACACCUGUCCGUUUUCUCCACGUGUGACCUAAGCGACCAACAUUCUCGUGGCAAACCGGACCACCCCACUUCGUUGUAUCCCCAGCUGAGUGGACGUUCACAGAAGGUGCACCACUGAGGAGGAAUACAAGUGCCCACUUCUCUCUUUCAAAGUGGGCUGAAUCAGUGUGCCCGCACAGAACUUGCCCUGCCAAACUCCAAGGUGCUUCUCUGGACUCCUCUGGACCACUGCCCAAAAGUUGUAGCGACCUUUGCAACCCACAGAUAGUCCCUUGGCUAGAGUUGCAUUGUGCUGCGAAACGAGUUUGCAUCGGGGCCCAAUUCUAUACGGAUUUCUUUUACUUUUCUUUUUAACCUGUGUGUGUUUGUGUGUGGUAAAUGUCGUGUUUUGUGGUAAUGGGGCAGCUAACGACAGAUCGAACCAAGAAGCGAGGAGCGAAAACCAAGUUUUUUGAAGAUUACAGUUUUUCGUUGCGCACUUAAAUUUUGGACACGAGUGCACACCUACUCGCAAGAUGGUUGAUGAUGCAAUAAUGACACAGAGGAUUGAUUUCCCUUUACUUCACAUAAAAAAAAGCAAGUCACAGAACAUUCAAGUGAGAACUUGGUGCCACUGAAUCCAUGCUGUAAAGCACAGCAGCCAAUGCUCCCACUGUUGAAGUGUGCCCUUCUCAUUCUUUUCCAAGACGUGGAAGAACCGCACCUGCUCCUAGCGAUGCUGGUUUCAUACAUACUUGUCCAGAAAUGUAAAACUGCCCUAAAGUGUUCCAUUUUUGGCAUCUACUACGCGCAGCACUCUUUCUUGUCUUAAUUCUCUGACGAUGUAAGGGGUUGCAGGAGCCUGUUACCAUCGUGCAGCACAGUUUUCGACGGGAAAAACGGCCAUGACGGACGAGUCGUGGCGUUCCCCUUCAUACUCUGUCUUAAAAUAUCUCCGCACGAUGUUUCCUUUACGGAUGCAACUUAAAAAAAAAAAAGGCGCAGCUGAUUUACUGCAUGUGAUGUCCCAUGGGCAGCUAUGUGGCGAAAGGAUUGUUACGAAAAGUGUCUAGCUGCCACAGUGUCCUCCCGUGCAGCCCAAUGUCGCCGCGGUGUCUCCACUUUGCUCGGCAAAGCCGGUUAGACUCGGGUAACGGAAACUGCUCCGCCACGACAAUGUCGAGCGAUAUUAUCUCGCGUUUAUCCGGGUACAAAAGACUUCGCAUUAGCCAGUUUCCAAAUGCUCGCGAGGAAAGGAUGAACGUGAUGUGACGGGAGGCCUUUUGGUCGAUGCCUCAGGCUGCCCUAAAGGCAUCGUGCAAGCAAUCUGGCAACGGUUGCAUUGUUACGGAGUUUCUUUUUUAACGGAGCAGAUAUUUAUUUCGCAUGCAAGUAGAGUGAAAAUACUUCCGAUCGCUACGUCUAGUGGAUGUUGGAAAGAGAGUCUCUGAAUGCUCCGAAGAACUGACGCUCCGCUUACGACUGUUAACGUUAACGCCAGUUACAUUAUAUGCGCCACGCUCUUCAGUUUGCAUCAACACCCUUCCCCCACCCUCAGAAAAAAAGAAAAAUAAUAAAAAUGCCCUGGCAACAAAGUAGAUCCAAUAAGAGAGCUUGUAGCAACCUAAACAGUCAAAGUAUUCUGUAGAAACGCCACACUCGUUACCAUGUCCAGAUCGUUUUGCAAGCGCGCAAUACCUCGCGCGUUCACGCGUUGCUGAGAACAGUGCUCAAAACGAGCGCCGGCCGUUCUUUUCGACCCCGGGCGCGCCACGUUAGUCUCGCGAGGGCCGCAAGACGUUGCAGCUAGCUGUGCUUUGCGACUCACACACCGCCUUUUUGCUCACUGCCGCUUGUAUAACCCGUAGUUUUCGAGUGAUCCGUCACGAAAUUCGUAGCUAUUUUUAAUAACCUCGUGUAAGCGUACAUACCGAGUAGGACGUAGUGCAGCUAGGAGGCAGGCUUUCUACGCUACUUACUGCAUGCAUUGUUUAACGAUGUCAGAUUAACAAGUUUUGCAUUAAUUUUCCAAUCGCAAAGGGUAGCACGUACUAGAUAAAGAAAGCCACUGCUAGCAGGAUGCAAGAAUAUUGAAGAGAAGCUGCAGAACGGAACCUCUUCCAACGUGUACCGGUGUGUUCAGCGGCUAGCGAUUCGUUCACAACGAUAUUGACUCGUAUAAGUCAAGUGACGUUACAUGACUCUUAAGAAUAACUUUUAAAACUUUUUGAGCUCCCUUUUAUCCUAGUAUAGGGGUACAAAAAUAUGUUUACCCAGAUGUUUUUCUACAUUGUAUUUUAAAGAAAGCGUCUCAUCUCUUCUGGCCCCUAAUGAACGCACAUCUCGCCCGAAUGAACAUUCUCCGAACAUGAGCGCGACGGUCUUCAUAACUUGAUCCUCCAUUGUAGCAUUGUGUGCCGGUCUGCACUGUAUGCCGUAACACCUAGAAACCAAUGCUUACUAAAGACAUUGGCACUAUCACCAUCCAUCCUAAUGCAAUAAGAUUAUGCAGGAACAUCGUCAAAUCUUUAUAAAUAACAUUGCGGCUAUCACUGCUUCGAUGUGUUUUCGGCCGAAAAAGAGCUAUGUGAAAUUGUACAGGUGGGCAGUGAAGAAAGAGGAUGAAGAUAAGAAUGCGUGGUGUCUUUAUGCACAUAACAUACUUAUCGGUGUGGGCAUCAUGAAAGAUUCAUUUAAAAAAAACACUUUGGUACUCAUUGCUCUGUUUGAAUAAUAUAUGUUUAAAAAAAAUCCACGGCACUGUUUUCACGCUUUAAACUGCAGAACAUCAUUUCAUCUCUGGUAGUGAACACGGGCAGCUGUGUAUAAAAUGUUGAACACUUUUAAAAGACCAGUGGUGAGAAGGUCGCCACAAGAUAACCAAACCUUGUUUCUAUUUUCGACCGCUCCUGCAAGCUCAACAGAUAUUUACCUCUAAUGAUCGCUCUUGGAACAUGUCGAUUUUUUUCAAAGGGGUCCUGCAACACUUUUUGAACGUGGUCUGUAAACGCUGAUGUGCAGUUAAGGCUCCUGUGAACGUGCGAGCCAGACAUCAUUGCACAAUACGCAGUGAGAAAGUUUUUUACAAUUUCACGUUCAAAACUUCUCUCAUUGGCAAAUGCCUGCAACAACGCGGCAAGCAAAACCGACCGCUAGUGGCCUAUUUCACGAACGCCCAAACAAUCUCGUGGGCCAUGUGCUGUGUUGUCUAGGUGCCACGGCCGCCCAUGGGGCGUCAACUUGCCAGCACUGCGAAUGUCUGAGCGAGAAGUAACAACCAAUACGGUCAAGAAGAAAAGAAGAGAGAAUGCUCUAAACCCUGACGCGAGACGCCGAGCUGCACUCGCAACUGGGGCUGCAGGAAUAGCGUCUUUUCUUCACCUCAACGUCACAUCAGAGAGAGAAAGCACGCGUGCAAUAACUCCACCUAUACUAGAUGGAUAGGUGGAUGGGGAAAUUCACGUGGCCACAAGAGUCCAACGGUAAGCUCAUUCUAUGGCAACUUCGGCAGGUGCUGCAGGGCUCCUUUUAAUAUGUGAAGCAACGCAUUGAGGAAAAUGUCCACAAAGGUUGUGACCAUCCUUGUUUUUUGUGGCGAAGUGUCGGUUUUCUUUUUUUUACAUGUCUGUGUGCCGAAUUGCAAUAUUUCUGUUUGCCCGCAAUGGGGUGUGUGGUGAAAUUGUUGUCUCAAACCCAUUCCUAAAAAAAAUAUGUUAUCCGGGACACUGACCCCGAAUGACAGUUGGCCGGUUUUUCCACGAGCCGUCGGAGUUGACAGGAGACUCAUUGUUGACAGGGAAAAUACAGUCCUUUUCAGACGAUCGUCUUCACGAGGCGAUGAUUUACUUUUGGAAGUUCCAGUUAGUGGUGACAAGAUCAAGAGAGUGAUGAACUGAGCUAGUUGGUGGCUGUUUUACUUCAUGCACUGGAUACUAUGAAACGAGGACAAAAGACGUCCUAACUGAAAAGAAUGCCAGAGGGUCACCUUAGCGCAGAACGUAACUAAAGACAAAGUUAAUUUAAUUACCAGGUCUUACAAGGAAAUUCGACACAUUAGCUUUGCUUUACUGCUGCUAACUGGUGUCGUCUCCCACACCGGAAGUCCCUCAGCUCGAUCACAGCCCCCCCAGUACAUCCACUCGCAACAAAAACUUCAGACCUUUCUAUAUUUCUUGUCUCUAAGAGACCAAACACCUGUGAGUGAUUUCUGUGACUGUGGUGUUUCAUAGGACGCAACUCAAGUAUUCGUGCUAUAAGCCCGAAAACUUCUUCCUCCAGUUUUUUUUAUGCCAUAAAAACGCGUAAAAUGUAAGAGUCCUUGAGAAUACCCAGACGUAGUUCCUGAUGGAAGGGGUGGAUGCCUCCGGCAAUGCACCGACUUCGACACUGCAGCAUCUAAAACGAUGCCUUUUUUGCAAUAAAGCUACCAGAGGCUUUUCGAAAACUCUGCGGAAAUGCAAAAGCUGCAGUAGUGAUCAGGGUUGUUUUUGCAUUUUUCGACGGAACGCUUCUUCUUGUUUGUUUUUUUAAAGAGCCCCGAACCUCAUGUUCAGUGUGUGAAACGAGCAAAGGUUCUCGGUGGACGCCUGUGGCAGCGGCCCCAACUGUUCGGCUGUCCACGUGUUUCAACUAUGCACCGUUGACUGUUUUUCCCCUGAGUAAGACGCCCGCUGUAAUGAAAAGGCCAAGACUGAACCGAGCCGUUCCAAAAGAAUGCAAUAAUAAA